AUGGCUCUAAAUCCAAAAUUUGCUGGGAUGAAACUUGGUCCCACUGAAACUCGACAUACCCUUGAAUUAUACCUGGACUAUGUCUGCCCCUUCUCUGCCCUAUUGUUCGGGACGUUCUAUAAAGACGUCCUCCCUUCUCUCCCCGAAAAUAUUUCUUCAUGCCUCACCGUUAUUUUCCGCCCACAAAUACAGCCAUGGCAUCCGUCUUCUACCCUCGUGCAUGAAGCAGCAUUGGCGGUGCUCAAGCUUGCGCCAGAAAAGUUCUGGCACUUCAGCUCUGUCUUGUUCGAGCAUCAAAAGGAGUAUUUUGACCUCAGUGUGGUGAAUGAGACGAGGGGCAUGACCUAUAAGCGUCUUGCAAAACUUGCCAGUGAAGAAGCGGGAGUUGACGAUAAAGCUAUGAGGGACUUAUUGUAUGUGGGAUAUGAGAGGGUUGGUGCGGACAAAAAUCUGAACAUCGGAAACGGGGUGACGGAAGACGUGAAGGCCAUAACUAGGGCCAACAGGGUUGUGGGCGUGCAUGUUACGCCAACAGUGUUCUUCAAUAGCUGGUGCAAGGGUAUCGUGGAAAUGAUUAUCGACAGCAAAUUCACGAAGGAGCAGUGGAUAGAAUGGCUGGAGGAGAAAGUGGUUUGA
Molecule: messenger RNA, 636 nt
Organism: Microsporum canis CBS 113480
Lineage: Eukaryota; Fungi; Ascomycota; Eurotiomycetes; Onygenales; Arthrodermataceae
Exons: 5
Coding region: 1-636 (211 amino acids)
Source: RefSeq, a predicted model, not a curated record